This is a messenger RNA of Xiphias gladius (swordfish), 3528 nucleotides long. RefSeq names its product actin filament associated protein 1-like 1a (gene afap1l1a). Gene Ontology annotation, cellular component: cytosol. The record is from RefSeq and is a predicted model, not a curated record. The coding region runs from base 252 to 2513 and encodes 753 amino acids. Gene Ontology annotation, molecular function: SH3 domain binding. The transcript is spliced from 19 exons. Lineage: Eukaryota; Metazoa; Chordata; Actinopteri; Istiophoriformes; Xiphiidae.
UCCCAACUUGUCAAACUGCUCCUCUAGCAUGAGGAAGCACUGGACGUAGCAUUGUCUAGCUCCACCCGUAAGAGCUACGAAGCUAGCUCUACGGAAGGGAUGACUUUAGGACCCAGCAGAGAAGCGGCAUGCCUCCAGUUCCCGACCCGCAGAUAAGUCAUGUAGUCACUGCGUCCCGUCAGCAGCGGCUCGUCCACACGCCUUCUCACAGUCACUCACGCAUGGGCCUGCACUGAAUUUCAACGGCUCACAUGGACACAAGCGGCACCGAAUCGAUGGAGGUGUUGGUGAGUGAGCUGGGAGUACUGCUGAAGAUGUUGGACCAGGAGAACCUCAGCUCCUCCACCCAAGAGAAGAAGACCUCAGUGUGGAACCUCCUGCAGCAGAUACAGCCAUCAGUGUCAGGAACAGACUACAUCUACAUGAACUCAGCAGUUUACAGAAAUGGCACCAGCUUUGUGGAGUCCCUCUUCGAGACAUUUGACUGCAAGCUUGGAGACCUCAAGGAUGUUACAGACGAUAUGAAAGAAGACAACACCCAGACUGACACUUUAAAACAGCAGAGCUGUGCAGGCUCCCCAGCUCCGCACUCAGCUGACUCUCCUCCCCCUCUGCCCACAACACCUCCUCCUGAGGAGUAUUACGAGGAGGCAGUACCCCUCAGUCCUGGCAAGAUGCCUGAGUACAUCAUCACACGGGUCAGACCCAGCCCUCCCAACUCUAUAGAAGAUGGGUAUGAAGAUGCUGAAAACAACUACCCCACCACCUGCAUAAAUUCACACCGUAAAAACUCCUACAAUGAUUCUGACGCUCUGAGCAGUUCCUAUGAGUCUUAUGAGGAGGACGAGGAAGAGAGAAGCCCCGGUGUCCAACUCACUCAUCAGUGGCCCUCGGAUGAGAGCUCCAUGCCUCCUGCCAGAGACUGUCGCAUCUGUGCCUUCUUGCUACGCAAGAAACGCUUCGGCCAGUGGGCCAAACAGCUCACAGUCAUACGGGAGAACAGACUACAGUGCUACAAGAGUUCUAAGGACACGUGCCCUUAUGUGGACCUGCUGCUGCCCCAAUGCACUGUGGUCUAUGCACCAAAAGACAGCAAGCGGAAGCACCAUGAGCUCCGGUUCACUUUACCCAAUGGAGAAGCACUGGUGCUGGCGGUACAAAGCAAGGAACAGGCCCACAGAUGGCUUAGGGUUGUUAAAGAGGUGAGCAGUCAGAGCACAGCGCCUGAGGAAUCUGCGUCUCCCGUCAGUCCAAGAAAAACUGAACUUGACAAGAGGUUAUCUGCAGAGAGGAACACAUCAGAUUCAGACAGUGUGUGUGUGUCAGCUGCAGAUAACUGCAGAGACAGUGGUAAGGUGAAACGGGGGCCUUUUGCUGCAGGCCGUAAAAUCACACGUAUCAUCAGCUUUUCCAAGAAGAAACCCCCUCGCCCAGGUGAUCCCCGGACAUCCUUCAACGACCCUCGACAAGGCUCCCUGUCUGUGCUGGUGAACCAGGUGUGGCGGGAACAGUGGUGUUGUGUGUGCCGAGGCUCCCUGCACUUCUACCAUGACAAAGGAGACCCUCGGACCUCCAUGCCUUCCCUUCCUCUCCACAGCUGUGAGGUGGUGCCGGGACUUGGACCCAAACACCCAUUUGCGUUCCGAAUCCUACGCAACAGCACAGAGGUGGCUGCUCUGGAGGCUAGCAGCUCUGAGGAACUUGGAAGGUGGCUUGGUGUCCUCUUGGCGGAAACAGGCUCUGCGACAGAUCCAGAGUCACUGCAUUACGACUAUGUUGAUGUGGAAACCAUUGCUAAUAUCCGCGACGCUGCGCGGCAUUCCUUCCUGUGGGCCACCUCCUCCAGCAGUACAUCCACGGACUCCAGAACAUAUGAUGAGGUCCCUAAUGAGGACAUGCAGUCAGAGGAGAACCGCAGGCAGCAGUCUGGGAAUCAAGGGAAGCGGCGCUCAAGUUUCUCAAGCAGCGACUCCGAUAGAACCAAACCAUUAGUCUCCCUCAAGAGAACAGGCUCAAAUGCCAACCAGUAUGGAAGGUAUGGGAAAACGCGAGCAGAGGAGGAUGCCAGGCGUUACCUGAAAGAAAAAGAGGAGCUGGAGAAGGAGAGGGAAGGGAUACGAAAUGCACUGGUGAUCCUCCGACAGGAGAAGAGAGAGCUGAAGGAGGAGCUAAAGAUGGCCUCUGAUAAGAGGAAAACCUCACUGAACAAGCGUCUGUCCCAUUUGGAGGAAGCCUGUCGAUCCAAGGAAGCAGAGAGGGUGGACCUGGAACUCCGACUGAACCAGGUCAAGGAAAACCUCAAGAAGAGCCAGGCAGGUGGGGCCCUGGGUGCGCCAGUCGAGGCUAAACCACCUGUUAAGGCCUCCAGCAAAAAGGGCCAGAACAUCUACAGUGAGUCUUUACCGGUGAAUUGUGUCUCUGAAAUGCGUAGGAGACCUCCAUCCGUUUAUGCUUCUGCCACAGGAACUGUCAUGCAAAAAGCAAAGGAAUGGGAGUCAAAGAAAGGAACCUAAGAGUAGCAUAAUGAAUAGUACUGUUGGAUAUCAGGAUGUGACUUGAUCAACCUUUAAUCGUACUAAGGACAACCUCCCAUCUACGUCCCAGAGUACAGACUUGGUUCAUUUUGGAUUGCUGAGGAAAUAAAUAAUGUAAUGAAAGAAAUUGGCCACUAGGCGGAGGUACAACUCACUAAAUAAUUACUUUUCUGCAAAUGUGAGAGAUCUAAGGAUGCCACGUCAUCUUUAUUCAAGUAUUUUGACUGUCUGUGGUGACACAGCUUCAAGUGUGGCAAAUAGAAAAGAGAGAAAUCAGCAUGUAUGAAAGAAAGACACAAGAAAAGUGUACUGAAAAGCAGAGUGAGUGCAUCGAAUGCAGUGUUGUAACGGAAAAGCAGCACGGAUUGUGUUGACACUGGUGCUGCAUUAGGUGAAAUGUUUAAUUGUGAAUGUGCCACGUGGGAAAAGACAACCUAAGAAAUGUGACGUGUUAGAAAAGAGGAUGGAAGGCAGUUUAAGCCACGAUGUGCCUUUUUAUACGACAUAAUGUUUUGUCGGCCUGUACAUAGUGAGCCAUGACUACUGUUUUGUUUACUUUAUACUUUUGUACCUUACAAGGUUUCAUUUCUCAUCAUCAUCAUCACCAUAAGACAUACCUGGCAUGAGUAUUCAGCUGAAUGCCAUGGAUUGAUGGGUUGAGUGCGGUAUUUUUAUUUUUUUGACUGCACUCACUAGCUUCUUCUCUCAGGCUGAAGCUGUACUAUUCAGUGAUCAUCGGCUGAAUUAUUUGGUUGGAACAAAACCCUGCCUCUACUUGACCCCCUUUGGCACACUGUUGGAUACUCCUGCUAUAGAAAACUGAGUGACUAACAAAGUGGUGCUAUUAUGUGAUACGAACCAUCUUUUCUGAGUGAGGAAAUCUCCACUACAUGUCUUUUUAACAACUUCUCUGCUGAACCUGUGGUUGGCUUUUGCACUUUACUGUUCUCUUACCCGAUUAAGGGAAAAAUAAAUGUAUUUCUCAUUUCCCAAA